AUGGUCCUCCCAGCUUAUCAUUAUGCACCACUUCCCACCGACAUUCCCACCAUCCGCAUUCUCGAAGUUCAGCCUUCCAGCGGUCAGCCUGGCGAAUUCGUUUGUCGACUCAGACAUGUGUCGCUGUUGGAAGGACCGGAAUACACGGCCUUGUCGUAUUCCUGGGGAGCCGUGAACGGAACGGUUCCCGUAGUGUUUCUCGACGGGCAAGGACAGCGCGCCGAACUACUUAUCACCGAAACUCUGCACAGCUUCUUUCGUCAAAUCAUCACCGAUUCUGCAGAAUCUAUCACCAGGCUAGCACUCUGGGUAGAUGCAGUGUGUAUAAAUCAGUCGGAUUUGGAAGAGAAGAACUCGCAAGUCGCAAUGAUGCAUAAGAUAUAUCACCAAGCGCAAAAGGUGGCCGUCUGGCUGGGAGAUGGUAGCAAAGAGACUGAGACAGCAAUGGACAUUAUUCCUCGACUGGCCGCUGUAGAAGAGCAGGCCAAUCUUCUCAAGCAGGAUGCUAACCUCACCGUGGGAGGACGACAGCCUCUGUCCGUUCGGCUCGGCUUACCCAGAGAUGGCGCAGAUGAAUACAUGGCCUUGGUUGCACUCUUGCGAAAUCCGUGGUUCGCUCGCGUCUGGAUCAUACAGGAAGUAGCAAUGGCGACGCAUGUCAUUGUCAAGUGCGGAUUCCGAUCGGCUAGCUGGGACGACUUUGUGAGCGCUUUUCACGUCCUGAAUUCCCUCAAUAUGAUCAUGCCGGAUCCAGCACAAUACGUACAAUUGGUGACCAGAACUCUGGGUAUCAUUGACGCCAGAGCUUCGAAGCUCUCAGGGCAUGAGCGAGACACGCUUGGGACGUUGCUGCGCUGUAGAUCCUCACUUGCUACCAAUCCGAGAGAUAAAGUGUAUGGACUACUCGGGCUUACUACUGAUGCACAGGCUCUCGAUUUCCGACCAGACUACAAGGCCGAAGUACAUCAGACGUACAUCAGAAUUGCAUUUGCCAUCAUCACAGCUGAGGGGAGUUUGGAUGUACUCGGCGUGCCACGGGGGACAAGUACAUCAGCAGUUUCCUCACUGCCAUCCUGGGUCCCAGAUUGGUCGACAUGGACCAGCACACCAGCACUCAACCGGCGCGACCGCCCAGCAAACUGUCCACGCACUUCAGAAUUCCUCACCCGAAAUGCAAGCAGAGACACAAAGCCUAUUGCCAGCUUACACGACGGCCACCUCCUCCACCUCCACGGCUAUACAUGGGACCACAUCUCCCAUGUCGGCGCCCUCUUGCACAGCGAAGACGAACUCGCAGAUUACACCCUCUGGAUCCCAUCCGCCCUCAAAUUCUACAGACAACACACCCAAUCCUUACUCAACUGGGAACACAUGACCCACGCACACUGUAAAACAGCAAUCUACCCUCCAACCGGCCAACCCAUCCUCGAAGCCUACUGGCAAACCAUCACCGCCGGCUGGUCCGUCGAAGAAGCCCCCUUAUCCACCACAGACUAUCUAAAAUGGGACACCUACCACCGCCCCUUCCCUUCUCUACGCCGCCACCUCGGCACCCUCGCUACAACAUCUGCCUACGCCACCUUCACAUUCGCGCUCAACUGCUUUAAACAGCUCUUCUCCGCGCAGCCAAACUCCGGGUUCGACCGCUCACUUACGCUGGCGUCGAAUCGCAGACUCGUGCGCUCGGCUAGGGGAUACUUGGGCUUGGUGCCGGCGCAGGCGCGUGUCGGGGAUGGGAUUGCGUUGGUUGCGGGGGCGGGCGCGCCGCUUGUUGUCAGGGCGGUCGGGGCGGGGCGGUGGGAGUUGCUGGGUGAGGGUUAUGUGCAUGGUGUGAUGGAUGGGGAGUGUUGGGAUGCGGGGCGUUGUGGUGUUGUGGAGCUGGGGUGA
This is a messenger RNA of Plenodomus lingam JN3, 1887 nucleotides long. RefSeq lists its product as uncharacterized. NCBI's taxonomy places the organism in Eukaryota, Fungi, Ascomycota, Dothideomycetes, Pleosporales, Leptosphaeriaceae. The record is from RefSeq and is a predicted model, not a curated record.